UUGAUAUAUUUAUUGUGAUUGAUUGAUUAACGAUCUGUGAUCAAAAUUAAUGAAUUCUAAUAAAUUUUAAAGGAUUUUAUCUAAAAUAUUUUUUUGUUCAGAAAUGAGUAAAUAUAUCAUUCUUAUUUCGGCCAGUGUUUCAUCAAUCUGUGGUGGUUUUGUAUACCUAAAAACCAAUCGUUCGACAACGACGCCCACAUCACCACCAGAUGAAUACAUUGAUUUACCGGAAAUUUUUAGCCAAUACAAUAAUAACAAUUUUGGUGAAGCUGAUAAAGUUGACGAUAGUGUUGAUUUCAGUAAAACAAUGGAAAAUUGGUUUCCCAAAUGGGAAUUCCUGAUAAAAGUUAAAAAUGAACUCGAUUGUUUAAAAUUAGCACAAACAAAUGAUUAUAAUCAAAGUUUACGCGCAGCAAGAACUAUUGAUAAAAUUGAUUUAAAACAAUUUCGUCGUCCAUUGUUGUUAGAUAAAAUUAUCAUAAAAAUUAAUGGUCAAAUUCAACAUUUUGAAUCUUUACAUGAAUUGAUGGUACAUUUAUUACGUUGUACAUUGGAAACAAAUUAUCAAUCUGAAUGUGCAAAUUAUCUAACAAGGCAAACAUUGGUAUUAUUUGAACAUAAUAAUCCUUUAACGGAUUUUUCAUUCUAUCAUGAAUAUAGUACUACUAAUCACCGUCAGAAAUCCGAUGAUCUCAAUUAUAUUCAAAUGAAACGAUAUAAAAAUCUUUAUUUUCAAACAUUAUUGCAGAAUAUCAUGAGUAAUGAAAAUUUGGCCACCUGUUUGAUCAAUAAUGGUCUAUUGAUUGCUUUGUUAAAAUUUCUUCAAUUAUUUACAGAUCGUGAUAGUAUCCGAUGGAUAUCGACCAUUAUAUCAGCUUUAAGUGUGUACAAAAGUAUUCAUACGCAUUUCUAUCAUACCGGUUGGAUUGGUAUAUUGGCCGAAUGGUUGCGAUCAUCUGAUUGGCAUCUUAAACUUGAAGCUGGAAAAACAUUGUAUAAUAUGUCGAUGACAAUGAAAACAAAUGAAUCAUUACAUCCAUCAACCUAUUUAUUAUGGCCAUUACAUGAAAUUGAUACAUUACGUCUUGAAUAUGAUGUUGUUUUCAUACAUGGAUUAAAAGGUGGUGUAUUACGUACAUGGCGACAAUCAGAUUUGGCUAAAAAUUCAUCUGAUUAUACAGAAUUAUGGCCCAGAUCAUGGUUGGCACAAGAUUUUCAUAAUUGUCGUAUUAUUGCCGUACAUUAUGAUUCAUUUCUAAGUAGUUGGAAUAUUAAUUGUUCGAGUGAUGAAUUUACAAUCAAAGAUCGUAGUGUUCAAUUAAUUAAAGAACUACGUGAAGCUGGUAUUGGAUCGAAACCGAUAAUUUGGGUAACACAUUCAAUGGGUGGAUUAUUCGUUAAACAUAUGCUAACUUAUUGUCAUUCAGAUAUAUCGGAUAAUCAUCCAUUCCUUCGGCAAACAAAAGGAAUCGUAUUCUAUUCAGUUCCACAUCGUGGUUCAGAAAUGGCCGUUUGGUCACAAAAUAUUCAACGUAUCAUUUAUCCAUCGAAUCAUGUUUUAGAAUUACAAAAAGAUUCACCACAAUUACUUCAAUUAAAUGAUGAAUUCAUACGAUUAGUACGUGAUCGACAAAUUGAUUUGCUUAGUUUUGGUGAAACAAAAAAAUGUACAUUAUUAAAGAAUCCAAUUGAAUGGCGUGCAUUACUCGUCCCAGAAGAAUCAGCUAAUCCUGGAAUCGGAAAAUUUAUACUAUUGCCUGAAAAUCAUUUCAGUAUAUGUAAACCGAAAGAUCGUAAUGAUAGAUCAUAUCGUGAGCUAAAAGAAUUUAUAGCAGAAAUAUUAUUGAAAGAAAAAUUGGAAUCAACAAAGAAAUCAUCGUGGCGAAAAUAUGCUAGCUUUUCAUGA
Dermatophagoides farinae (American house dust mite) is the source of this 1906-nucleotide messenger RNA. Its product is annotated as protein SERAC1. NCBI's taxonomy places the organism in Eukaryota, Metazoa, Arthropoda, Arachnida, Sarcoptiformes, Pyroglyphidae. The record is from RefSeq and is a predicted model, not a curated record.